Molecule: messenger RNA, 1960 nt
Organism: Aaosphaeria arxii CBS 175.79
Lineage: Eukaryota; Fungi; Ascomycota; Dothideomycetes; Pleosporales
Product: putative Myo-inositol transporter 1
Exons: 5
Coding region: 179-1780 (533 amino acids)
Biological process (GO): transmembrane transport; carbohydrate transport
Cellular component (GO): membrane
Molecular function (GO): carbohydrate:proton symporter activity
Source: RefSeq, a predicted model, not a curated record
UCAAUUACCGGGAAACGUGGCUGUGGGUCUGGGAACUAGUCUCUAGGUCCUGGGGUAUGGUGCGGUUCACUGUGGAUAGUACAUAUACGUCGAUGCGGUAGUCCAUUGCGAUUAUGUUCCCCUCACCCUCAUCGCAACACUUUCCUGUCAAUUUCGUUUGCGUUGAGAUACGAAAAAGAUGUGGGGCACUAAACUUCCACAAUUCAACGUCUAUGGGCGUGGUCGCCCAUUACGAUGGGCAAUUACCAUCGCUUGUCAAUUGGCCUUCGUACUUUUUGGUUAUGAUCAGGGCGUUUUCAGUGGAAUUGUUGGUAACGAGGAUUUCUUGAACACCUUCAAUCACCCGUCUCCUGGCCUGGAAGGCAUCAUCGUUAGUAUCUACAAUUUAGGUUGUUUCACUGGUUGCGUCAUCAAUUUCAUGAUCUGCGAAUUGACCGGCCGGAGACUGGCGAUGUUGACUGCCAUGAUCUGGAUUAUCGUUGGGGCCGUCCUUCAGACUUCCGCAUACAGUGUUCCUCAUAUAAUGGUCGCUCGCUUUAUUACGGGCAUCGGGACUGGUAUUGAGACCUCUACCGUGCCUAUGUAUCAAUCAGAGCUGUGCGAGGCCUCGAGGCGAGGCCGAUUGGUCUCGUCGGAACCUCUUUUCGUCGGUGUCGGAAUUGUAAUCGCAUACUGGUUCGACUACGGCAUGAGUUUUGCUGGAGGACAGAUUGCCUGGAGGCUUCCAAUCGCCUGUCAGAUCCUCUUCGCUUUCCUCGUCAUUGCCAUGGUGCCAGGUCUCCCCGAGUCUCCUCGAUAUUUGUACAAGCAUGGACAGAACGAAGCCGCACUUAAGAUUCUCUGCGAUGUAUACGAUGGUACACCGGAUACUCCAAAGAUUGCCAAGGAAAAUAAGGAUGUCCUGGAGGCCUUGAAGGUUGAGCAAGAACAUGGCGAAUACAGAUGGUCCCAGCUCCUGAAGCGCGAUGAAGUGCAGACUGGACGACGCGUUUUACUGGCAUAUUUUAUGCAAUUUAUGAAUCAAAUGGGCGGAAUAAAUCUGGUCGUAUAUUAUAUAACCUCAGUUCUCCAGAUAAACGUUGGGUUAUCACGUAACCUUUCACUGCUGCUCGGUGGGGUGAUCAACAUGAUGUUUUUCAUCGGCAGCCUCUACCCAACCUUCUUUCUCGAUCGCAUAGGAAGAAGGAAGCCAAUGAUGUGGGGAUCCUUCGGCUUGGGAAUAUCCAUGAUGAUGAUUGCUAUUCUUCUCAGCUUUCAAGGCAAGUCAGAGGCGUUGGCCAAAGCGACUUCAUCGGCCAGUGUUGCAUUCUUCUUCACCUACAUGUUGAUAUUCGGCGCUACUGCUAAUUGUAUCCCUUGGGUCUAUGUUCCAGAAAUUCUCCCCCUGCAUGUUCGAGCAAAGGGAACUGCUGUUGGUAUCUCUGCUAACUGGAUCUGGAAUUUCUGUGUUGUCAUGAUCACUCCCUCCCUCAUCAACAAUUUGCAAUGGAAGGGAUACUUGAUCUUCAUGAUCCUUAACUUUUUAUUCGUUCCUUUCGUUUAUUUCUGUUUUCCCGAGACAUCGAACCUCACGCUUGAGGAGAUCGAUUAUCUGUUCUACGGGAAGCAUGCGGUUAAGCACAGUGUUCAAGUUUCAAAGCAUGGCUGGGGCGAGAAUGGUCCACCGGUUGCUGCAGGCCACGGAAUUGUGCCAGCAGAUCUGGAAAGUGGCAGCCUGCAUAGCAAAGAGAAGCCCGCUGGUGUCAUUGGUGGUACCGAGCACAGGGAAACCAAGCACUGAGAUAUACGAUUGGCAGACCUGCAGUCAGCAGGCAGGGAAUGCCAAAAGUCUCUGCCUUCUAGAAUUUUGAGAAUGUGCAUUCCCUCCAGGCGCGAUCAUUCCGACAAUAAUAAGAAAUUGCGGCACAGUUGUUGGAUAUGUAUAUGUACAGAAGGUUGGUACGUCGGGCUGGCCCCAUGG